This is a messenger RNA of Apaloderma vittatum (bar-tailed trogon), 936 nucleotides long. It is a transcript of the gene MGLL, whose product is annotated as monoglyceride lipase. NCBI's taxonomy places the organism in Eukaryota, Metazoa, Chordata, Aves, Trogoniformes, Trogonidae. The record is from RefSeq and is a predicted model, not a curated record. The coding region runs from base 1 to 936 and encodes 311 amino acids. The transcript has 8 exons. Gene Ontology annotation, molecular function: lipase activity. Gene Ontology annotation, cellular component: membrane.
AUGAAAACAGGUCAUUCUUCCAGAAUGCCAGAGGAAAGUUCACCAAAGCGGAGUCCUCAAAACAUCCCAUACAAGGACCUGCCCCAUAUCAUCAAUGCUGAUGGGCAGUAUCUCUUCUGCAGGUAUUGGAAGCCAGCAGCAACUCCCAGGGCCCUCGUGUUUAUCGCUCAUGGCGCUGGGGAACACUGCGGCCGCUAUGAUGACUUGGCCCAGAGGCUGACAGGACUUAACUUGUUUGUUUUUGCCCAUGACCAUGUUGGCCAUGGGCAGAGUGAGGGUGAUCGUAUGGUGGUCUCAGAUUUCCACGUCUUCAUCAGGGACAGCUUGCAGCACAUUGAUCUCAUGAAGAAAGAGCACCCCGAGUUGCCCAUUCUCAUUCUGGGGCACUCCAUGGGGGGAGCCAUCUCCAUUCUGACAGCUAGUGAGAGACCCAGUGAGUUUUCAGGCAUGCUGUUAAUCUCUCCUUUAGUGGUAGCCAGCCCAGAAGUCGCCACUCCCAUCAAGGUUUUUGCAGCGAAAGUGCUCAACUUUGUCCUCCCAAACCUGUCACUGGGAUCGAUAGAUCCAAAUGCAAUUUCCCGGAACAAGAAGGAGGUGGAGUGUUACACAUCUGAUCCCUUGGUCUACCAUGGUGGCAUGAAGGUCUCCUUCGUCAUCCAGCUGAUGAAUGCCAUUGCCAGAAUUGAACGAGCUCUGCCCAAGCUGACUUUGCCCAUUCUGGUGCUACACGGCUCUUCUGACAAGCUCUGCGAUAUCAAAGGGUCCUAUUUACUGAUUGACACGGUGCAGAGUCAGGACAAAACACUCAAGGUGUAUGAGGAAGCCUAUCAUGCCCUCCACAAAGAGCUGCCCGAGGUCUCUACCUCUGUCUUCACAGAAAUACUAACAUGGAUUGGCCAGAAGGUCUCAGCCGCUGGGGAAACCAGCCAUACUUAA